Molecule: messenger RNA, 2042 nt
Organism: Drosophila teissieri
Lineage: Eukaryota; Metazoa; Arthropoda; Insecta; Diptera; Drosophilidae
Gene: cbt
Product: Krueppel-like factor 10
Exons: 2
Coding region: 214-1500 (428 amino acids)
Biological process (GO): regulation of transcription by RNA polymerase II
Molecular function (GO): RNA polymerase II cis-regulatory region sequence-specific DNA binding; DNA-binding transcription factor activity, RNA polymerase II-specific
Source: RefSeq, a predicted model, not a curated record
UGCCUUUUUCAUUCGUCUCUUGAAUUCUGAACGCAACGGUUCGCCUUCGCUCCAAAUCGGCAAGCGGCACUCGAAAGCGCCAGUGCAAAGUUAACUAGAGUGCAAAAAUCCACACAAACUGAGAUUAAACCAAGUGAUAAGCCCCGGAGCAAAACAAACAAACAAACACAGACUCUUCCAAAAAAGAGAGUGCAACAAAAAUUUGAAAGUGCAAUGGACAUGGAUACCUUGCUACCUUCACCGCCCGCAACGCCCCCACUGAGGGAAAACAAGUUGGAAAACGUCGCCAAGGACGAGCAACAGGUGAACGAGAACCUGCUCAAGGCCAAGCUCAAGCUGGUGGCCCAAAAGAGCCAGAAAAAUGGAGGGAUUAUUACCCCCAAUCCCUCAGACACGGAAGACGACACUCCCGAAAUGGCGGUUCCCAACAAGAAACCUCGUUUGGAACAGCCUGCUAUGAGCAUGACACCGCCGCCGGAUCAGAAGCUAGACGAUGACCACAAGGCGGAAAGGGUUAGCGUCAUCAUGCGAGUCAACAGUUCUGGCGCUGUCUCCUCUAGUAGCCAAGACGAGAACUCAUCCAGUUCCACCUCCUGCUGCAGUUCCUCUUCCAACACAAACACAAGUACAAGUUCAGUGCCACCCACUGUGGAGGACGACUAUCCAGAAGCCAAUGUGUGGCGCAAUCUCAAGUUCAAAAUGAACAGGAAGCGUGCCGCAGAAGUGGCUCUACCCCCAGUACAAACACCCGAGACACCAGCCCCCAAGCUUGUAGCUCCACCUGCUCCAGCGGAAAGCAUCGAGGAGGAGGAAGUCAAGCCUAUUCUCACACCGAUAUAUGUUAGCCCUGUAGCUUCGACUGCCAGCCAACUGAUCCUGCUCAGCACAGUGGCCGCCCAACAGAGCCCCACACCCAUACCCAAACCGCCCACAAUGUCCGAGGAGAAACUAACAACCAGAAUUACGGCCGCUCAGGCGGCGGCCACCAGAAGUCGCAUCUAUGAGUGCAGUUUUCCCGACUGCGGCAAGAACUACUUCAAAAGCAGUCACCUGAAGGCCCACCAGAGGGUUCACACCGGCGAGCGACCCUUCAUCUGCAAGUGGGAGAACUGUGACAAGAGAUUCUCCCGUUCCGAUGAGUUGUCCCGUCACAAACGGACCCACACUGGCGAAAAGAAGUUCCAGUGCAGUGUCUGCCAGAAGAAGUUCAUGAGGAGCGACCACCUGUCGAAGCACGUCAAACGGCACAACAAGGACAAGGCGAACGGAGUGAACCGACAUGUCUCCCUAGCCAACAACAACACAUCAGCCUCGGUAGCGGCUUCCCUCUGCGAUGCCUCGCUCCAUCUGCGGGCGAUAGCACCGGCGGGCUCCAGCGCCAGUUCCUCGCCCAUCACCUCCGCCAGCUUGCCAGUCUACAGUGCCCAAGAUCUGCUGAGGCUACAGCAGCAGGCCAGCAGUUUCACCUUCGGCGGAACCCUGCUUCAAGUGCAGCGAUGAGAAGAGCAGUACGAGCAGCACCAGAACCAAUCUCAGCCCGACAGUAUCGCCAGCUAAACAGAGAUAAAUUCCCACCAAAUUGCAAAACAAAUUUACAUCCGAGUCGAAUUCGAAAGACCUUUUCCUCUCGUCUAGCUGGUGUAGACUUAAGCUUAGUUAGGAGCUAGAUCUUGUCACCGUUUUGUGCAUAUAUCAACUUCAAAUUCAAUACGUAAUACCCAAAUCGGAUAGAUGCCACUUCCUUUCCAGGAGCACGCAAACCACUUCUUAUCUAAGCGAUCUUCUUCAGAUUUAUAUUCUGAAUAUCCCUAGUGUUUGUACAUAUUAUAAGGAGACGCAUUCGGCGUCCAACAUCUGUGAUAUUUAAGUUUUCUUAACUCUUUUCUAUUGUACCAUAGUUGUCGGUGUAAUUCUCUUAAGCUUAAACACACACAAUUGUAUUUAUUGCUAAAUGUGAAAAAAGUAAAAGAAAACAUAUAGAAAUAAUGGAUCAUCCACGAUUCCAAUCUCAACAAAUGAAAAUAUACAUAUUUUCCAAAGAA